Messenger RNA from Fopius arisanus, 914 nucleotides. RefSeq names its product blocked early in transport 3 (gene Bet3). NCBI's taxonomy places the organism in Eukaryota, Metazoa, Arthropoda, Insecta, Hymenoptera, Braconidae. The coding region runs from base 101 to 637 and encodes 178 amino acids. Gene Ontology annotation, cellular component: cis-Golgi network membrane; TRAPP complex; cytosol. The record is from RefSeq and is a predicted model, not a curated record. The transcript has 2 exons. Gene Ontology annotation, biological process: endoplasmic reticulum to Golgi vesicle-mediated transport; intra-Golgi vesicle-mediated transport.
CUCACUUUUUAUGUAUUUAUAAUACAGUGAUAUAUGCUCCACCUCCUAUGUGUCAACUGACAGGUGGCAUCAAUCCCAAUUAUCAAAAAUUGAUGCAGAAAUGUCACGACCAGGAACGAGGCUCGAUGCUAAAAAAGUGAAUUCUGAAUUGUUUACGUUAACUUAUGGAGCUCUAGUAGCUCAAUUGCUGAAAGAUUACGAAAAUGUGGAUGAUGUCAACAAGCAGCUAGAAAGAAUGGGAUACAAUAUGGGAAUUCGUCUCAUCGAGGACUUCCUGGCGAGAACUGGAUCAGGUCGUUGUUACGAUUUUCGUGAUACUGCUGAGAAAAUUCAGUCCGGCUUCAAGAUAUUCCUGGGGAUAACUCCAACGAUCACCAACUGGAGUGCAGCUGGAGACGAGUUUUCCCUCUGCUUCGAGUCCAAUCCCCUUACAGAAUUCGUCGAAUUGCCCGACAAUUGUCUGAAUCUCAAGUAUUGUAAUAUUCUUACUGGGGUGCUGAGGGGUGCCUGUGAGAUGGUACAGAUGGAGAUCUCUUCGUGGUUCGUUCAGGAUCAACUGAAGAACGACAGUAUAACUGAACUCCGGGUGAAAUUCAUCAAGAGGCUGGAGGAUGCCAUUCCAGCCGGAGAGGAUUAGUUACUCAUAUUUUUAACAAUUUUUCUCAUUUAAAAAUAUUCUACGUCAUCGCUUCGCAGAAAUUAUAGCGAUAAAAUCGACAUUUACUUGAAAUAUUUGCUAAACUCGAUGAAUGAUCAAUUAAAACAUGUGAGAAUUUUUGUAAUAUCCUAUGAUUUACAAAGUCGUACUGUAAAUAUUGUAUGAUUUAAUUCUAUUUAGAUUCCAUGGAAAUAAUAGACUUCAAUAAAAUAGACUAAUUUCCAUAAUAGAAAUCGUGGAAAAAUGCCAUAAUAAA